GCCGUAGCGGCAGUCGCUCGUAGCUGUCGUAGAGCGUUGGCGUAGCGCAUUCUACGAUUUUCAAUCGCGUUUAGUUACAUUGGAACUAUAGGUACUAUACCGAGAGAGAAAUUUCAUCUAAAUAGUACAUAAUUAUAUAAUAGUACAUAAGUGAUUUUGAUAGAUAUUGUUACGUGAAUUUGGAUGUACUCCGUAACAGGUCUGAUGAAUGAAGAUGAUCACGAAAUUGAAGAGGAAGAUUAGAAAAGGAGCAUUUUUGAUAGAAAUAGAAGUGAUAAAUACGACAGAAGUGAAGUAAAUUUUGGAGAGGACAAAUGUAAUAGAAUUAACGAUGCGUUUCGAAUUAGUGUGCGUGCUGACCGCGGCGUUGGCGCUGCAGAUAAUUGGGGCCUCGACGCUGAUGUGUCCGAGUGACCCUAACUGCGUUUGCGGCGGCACGCUCGCUGUCGAACUCAAUUGCAACAUCGACGGUCGUAUAGUAAAAAUAAAUCUACUACCUAAUACAUACUUAAACAUAAAAUGUGAGAAUUCCACAAGUCUUGACUAUAAUAAAUUACCUAAAUGUGCCAACGAUAUGAAUACAUUUAAAUCAGUCAGUUUCAAAGACUGCCCAUUACCGACAUCUUCAUUCAAAGAUGUCUUAAACAGUUUAGGAGUUUCCAAGACGAUGGCACUGAUAUUCCAGAAUGCAAAGAAUUUGUCUGGAUACUUGGACAGAAGACAUUUUGCAGGAUUACAGGACUUGACUAAAUUAUUGCUAUCAGUGAAUGGAAUCACACGAUUACCAGAUAACCUAUUCAUGGAUAUCAAUAGGUUAACUUGGUUAAAUAUAAGAUCAAACAGUAUAAAUCUUUCCGAAGAACUAUUCAAGCCUCUUGAGAAACUAGAGACAUUAGAAAUAAGUCACAAUCACAUGACCAACAUUUCUUCAAAUUUGUUUUCCCACUUAACUUUAUUGAGGAAACUCUCGUUGUGGCAGAGCAAUGUAACUUGGUUCUCUGAAGACUUUUUCACUGGAGUCGACGUUCUUGAAGAGUUAGAUUUGAGUUCUAAUGGUCUUAACGAACUUCCGUGGUCGAUAUUCAAGCCUCUGAAGAAAUUGAAGAAACUGACAUUAUUAUCGAAUAAGUUCUCAGCGUUGCCACAAAAUUUGUUCAAAUACAAUGAUGAGUUGGAAACAGUCGUUAUUCUGAACAACGACGUAAAACUUAAGGAACUCCCUAAAUACUUGUUCGGGAACUUGAAGAAUUUGAAACAGAUAUAUAUUCAGAGGUGUGGCCUGGAAAUAUUACCAUACGACGUUUUUGCGAAUUCUCCCGAUCUCACUAACAUAUCGUUAUCUUAUAAUGAUAUUACAACUUUGCCCGAAUCAGUUUUUAAUGAUCAAAUUAAUUUAUUGGAACUAGAUUUGAGUCACAAUAAUCUGAAGGAUUUGGAGCCAAAGAUAUUUUCAUCUCUCGUUCGUCUAGAAAAGCUCGAUUUACAUCACAACUCUUUGGUUGAAAUCUCUGGGUAUACAUUUUCGUCUCUGCUGAGUCUGAUACACCUCAAUAUGGAGAACAAUAAAUUGACGACAAUUUCUGACCUCUUAUUCAGCAAUAACAGACAAAAAAUGUCAAUAUCGCUGGCUUAUAAUAGAUUGACCUUCGAAAAGACAAAAAUAAUAAACAACAUGACAAGGAUUACAAAAAGAAUAUCUCCAUUUGCGCACACCUACAAUUUAAGACUACUGAAUUUGAGUCGCAACAACUUUGAAGUUAUUUUUGAUGAAUGGUGGUUAAAUGGUCAUGACAUAUUAGAUAUUAGCCAUAAUAAAAUUGAAGUACUUUGGGAUAACGAUAAAUCUACACUUAAUAUAAAACCUGGAAAAAGUUACGAAGAUGUUCUCAAAAGACCUUUGAAAGAAAUAUGGAUUUCUCACAACCCAUUGAACUGUGAAUGUAAAAACUUUUACUUCAUUGAUUUUCUAGAAGAACAUUCAAAAAUUAAGAUUCCUGAUUUGUCAUCAUUCAAGUGCCCUAUAUGGACCAGAGAAUCAUGUUACAUGAGAUAUAUUAUUUUCAUCUCCUUAAUAUUGAUUUUAGUGUCUCUUUAUAUAGUUAUGAUAAUAUUAUUCGUAUUCUAUAGAAAACAAGUGAACUCGAUGGUAAAGAGGAAACUACGAGACAGGAAAAGCAAGAACGGAGUGCCAUUCCAUAAAACUCAUAAAGACAAAUCCCGCAAUAUUAUUGUGAGAUACUGUGAUGACGACGAAGAGUUCGUUCUGAAAGAAGUUGUUCCCGGGUUAAGGUGUCAUAACUUGAAGCUGUUUAUGAAACCAGUGAGUAAUGAUAAACAGAACUUAGUGAAGAGCCUAGCGCGAUGUGUUAAAGAUUCACGUAGAUACACAACUCUUGUUGUGUUUUCCCCAAACUACUUAAUGUCAACUUACAGUCACGUGAACAUAAAGAAAAUUCAUGGUGAAAUGUUAAAAGCGGAAAAUACUGUUUACAUUUUCGUCGAUAUCGGCCUCGAAAAUUCGAUAUACGCAUUCUUGAAGGAGCAAAGGGAUGAGAACACGUCAGUUUUGUGGAGUGAGGUGGAUUUUUGGAACAAAAUUCUGGGCAUGCUGUCUGUCGAUCGCAAGAAAAGGGUCACCGCGGUCAGCAUAAAGGAUGACGUGAAAAUGCCAAGAAAAUUUAAGAAACUACCGGGAAAUAUUUCUUUUUCCAAAUUACCUGACUGGUCAACUUUUUACAAUGUAAACCCAUUCUCUCACAGUCACGUUUAGUUACAUUGUACGAUAAUUUAGUGAGGUAAAGACUGACUCCAUCACAAUCAAUAGUAAAUCUCACAUGUAACAAAGGUUUCGCGUUUUCAGAUCUGAUGUUCUAAUAUUGGUUUUCGUAUCCUACAUGGCUUUGAACACAGGCUCCAAAAUCUUACAUGCAGACAUAGGUAAUGCUGCAAAAAAUAUACUUUUGGGAAUUCAUAAAUAAAAAUCCGACUCGAUAUAAAUCCGACUCGAUAUAAAUAAAAUAUUGGAGAAAAAGAAGAUUUUUAAUAUUAAAUUCCCAGAGGUGUGUCGCAAUAGUAAUAUCUCGGAUAUAAUACUUAUUUUAUGACGUUAUUAAUAUUGUGAAUUAAUUUUGGAUUUUACUCACUUUUCGGUUUAAGCAUAAUAAUUGUAUAUUGUUAAUCUAUCAUCAGAGAACGCCCAGUUACAUUAAUGGGCGUAACGACCAGAAAAUCAAGUUACGUUUCAUUUUGAAGACUUUAUGACCGGCUGCUUGCCUGACGUCAAUCUUGUUGAUGAUGAAUGAUAAAAAUGUAAAUAAAUAUGAAAUCGGAUAACGCAAAAUCAUUUAAGUUUUAAAAUAUUAAUAAAUUAAUUUUAUUUACAAUCUUUACGUUUUAGCUAUAACUGUUAAGUAUUUGGAUCGAUUACUUGUGUAAAAUUUUUACCUAAAUAUGUAAAGUCAGCAAUUAAGUAUAUUGUAUUGUUUGUAAAAGUAGAUUAAACCAUAAGUCAUUUAUUGUUCAGUGGGUAAACCUGCAUUUAAUUUUACUCAAUAUUGAGCUUCAAAGAAGUGAGUAAAUGAAGUGACGAAUGUAAUCGAUAUUCAUGUAAUCUCUUUCUUUUGUUUAAUUGUAAAUAAUUACUAUUAUAUUAUAAUUAAAAAUACCAUUUACGUUUCAUGGAAACUGCAUGUUAUUAAGAAUUGUAAGCUACAGCUUAUAAUAAAACGUAUACUUUAUAAA
Molecule: messenger RNA, 3741 nt
Organism: Plodia interpunctella (Indianmeal moth)
Lineage: Eukaryota; Metazoa; Arthropoda; Insecta; Lepidoptera; Pyralidae
Product: protein toll-like
Exons: 6
Coding region: 332-2770 (812 amino acids)
Biological process (GO): signal transduction
Molecular function (GO): protein binding
Source: RefSeq, a predicted model, not a curated record